Messenger RNA from Babesia microti strain RI, 1437 nucleotides. RefSeq names its product FHA domain protein, putative. The transcript has 3 exons. Lineage: Eukaryota; Apicomplexa; Aconoidasida; Piroplasmida; Babesiidae. The record is from RefSeq and is a predicted model, not a curated record. The coding region runs from base 1 to 1437 and encodes 478 amino acids. Gene Ontology annotation, molecular function: protein binding; zinc ion binding.
AUGACAUCAAAAACAGAUCUGAUAAUACACUGUUUAACUUGCACAAACGAUGCACACGGACUGUUUGAUUUCGAAUCGAAGAGCUUGAUAAAACAAACCUUUAAAUUGAGGUCCAAAGAUGAAGAUUUUAGAUGGGCCAUGUAUAUGUUAAACAGCAAGAUUCAUCUUAUAGAAAGCAGUUUGAUCGAUAACUUCACCUUGGAUAAUCCAUCCGCAUACGAAAUUUUACGCGUUUCUUAUAACUCAAAUGAAUUUCAAGUACAAUCACCGCAGAACAUUAACAAUGAAAUGGAAUCUUCAACGCCCGAAUCCAAUAUCAUUUGGGUUGUACAUAGUGAUGUUAUAAUGAAAAGGUUCAACUGUAAAAAUCGCAAAUCUCUCAGUACUCAUUCACUCACUGAAAAUGAUAUUCUCAAGUUUGGCCGUAUAGAACUCUCUGUUAAAUGUAUAAUUAUGGGCGCAGGUAUCACUGCAUCUGAUCUUAAUCUAAAGGGAUUGGGGUUUAUUAGUCCAGAUAAACAAUCAACUAAUGUAUGUAACUAUUUUGAAGAUAUGCAUGAAUCUUAUCAUAUUCUUGAUACACAAAGGGCCUCGGAUUGUGUAUCAGAUGAUGGCGCUGAUAUUGAUAUAUCCAACUUCGACAUGGUCCAAGACGGUAACAUAAAUUCUGUUGACGCUGAUUCUGAAACAUGUAUGGCAAACUCUGGCGUAACGGUCAAUAAUACUGAAAAUGUUAGUAAUAGUGAGAAUUUUGGAAAAUUAAAAUCAUUGGUAAGCACCACCACUCCUUUGUGCCGUAUUUGCCUGUGUGGUGAAUCAGACCCUGGGCCACUAGUAACCCCUUGCAAUUGCAAGGGGUCCCUAAAUUAUGUCCAUCUUGAAUGCCUAAGGACUUGGAUUAAAGGGCGGUUGUCAAUUGUGAAGGAUGAUGAUGCUUCCUUUUUCUGGAAAGAGCUAUCAUGUGAGCUAUGCGGGAAGCCGUAUCCAUCGGUCCUACAAGUAGAUGAUACAGAGACUAAUUUGAUGGAUAUAAAAAAACCGGAUGCACCAUAUGUGGUAUUGGAAAUGAGAUCAAAUUCUGGUGAUGGGUGUUUCGUUGUUUCUGUAGCUAAAAAUAAGGCGAUUAUUGGACGGGGGCAUGAAAGUGACGUUAGGUUGAGUGAUAUUUCAGUGUCACGAAUGCAUGCUUCUUUGGAAUUGGAUGGUGGAAAAGUAGUGAUACAUGACCAGCAAUCUAAGUUUGGUACACUCGUUAGGGCCAAAGCGCCUUUUUCAAUGCCUAUAAAGGGUCCCAUCUGUCUACAGAUUGGGCGUAGCAUACUGCUAAUUAGUAUCAAGGAUGUGUGGAGUCUAAAAUGGCCCUCCUGUAUGAGGGCAGAUUUAUCACAAGAGAGUAAUAUUGUAGAUUUGGAGCCAGUCACUUUAGUAGACCCGUGA